This is a messenger RNA of Daldinia decipiens, 1281 nucleotides long. RefSeq lists its product as uncharacterized. The transcript is spliced from 3 exons. The record is from RefSeq and is a predicted model, not a curated record. Lineage: Eukaryota; Fungi; Ascomycota; Sordariomycetes; Xylariales; Hypoxylaceae. Bases 1 to 1281 code for a protein of 426 amino acids.
AUGGCAAAGUUACAAAACCUUGAUGUCAACUCUCAGAUCGUACUCGGCACACCAAAUAAACUGAAAUAUCACGAGUCUCACACCGGAUCUUCCCAGACCCGGAUCUAUUAUAAUACGGACUUGGAAUCUCAGUGUUUCCGCAAUGCGCGUCUCCAGCAAUACUUCGGGAUAGAGCAACUUCCAGAGAGACUUAUUCAGUUCCCUGGACAUAUUCUCGGACCUAGAGGUAGUGAUGUCCAGCCGACCCUUACUAGGGUAGACGAUGCCUGGAGAGAUGCUCGGUGCACUAGUCUCGGGCAUACGCAGAACACUGUUUUUCCCUUGACUAAUGCAUACCUUGGACAUCUUAGCUCCCAUCAGCUGAAUGCCUGUCUAGCAAACCUUACAUUUGCUCGGGGCAUACCCGGUCUAAGUCGUAGUGGGAUACAGCAUGUCCAAUCAAGCGAUCCCCAGUCGACAGCCGGGUCUCCUUCAAAUCAAGGACGUCAGAAGAGAAAGAAUGCACAAGACGAUGAUGCUGACGACGGCGACGACGGGGGUUCACGUGGACGCGGGAAGAAACCUAUGAAUUCGCAAAGCACUGAUGCCAGGCUUGCCUGCCCAAUUGCUAAGGCAUUCCCUGGUUUACGUCUCGAUUGCCAUAAUCAUGGUGGGUUUGAAAGCAUAUCUCGAGUUAAGGAACACUUAUAUAGGAGACACCGAACCCCCCAAUGCCAACGCUGUGGUCAGCCUUUCGACCAGUACGACCAGUUCAGAGAGCACACUAGGGCUAUUGAACCCUGUGCGCUUGCUGAAGAUGGCUUUCCCGUACUUGCAAUUAACCAUGAGCAAGAAGAAGCUUUGCGGAGACGAGCAGACGCGUGGAACGCGUCUGCUCGGGCCAAAUGGGACAGAAUCUACGAGAUAGUUUUCCCAAGGGCUGACCGUCCAUACCCAUCUCCAUAUAUUGAACAACAUGUAGACCCCCCACACCGAUUUCAAGAGCUGCAGCAACGGGUGCAAUUACAACAAGCGGUUGACACCCAACGACAAGAGAUUGUCGCUCAACGGCAAAUGAUAGAAACACUAGAGCAUCGGAUACAAGAGAUAGAGCAACAGAGACGGGCUCAAGAGCUACAUCAAUUACAGCAGCAAGACGCCAAUGUCUUGUUUCGGUUCAGUGAACAUGACUUUAACCUACCAGAAAAUACUAAUGGUGGAACCGACGAUGACUUUUUUUGGCGAGCAACAGUAGUCCAGGAGGAAAACCCAGAGGUCCAUCCAUCCUCCCCGCCCGAGUAG